AUGGAUAGGUACCAGAAGGUCCAAAAACCCAAACCAGACUCUCCCAUCAACGAAAAUGAGAUCCGAAUCACCACUCAAGGCGCCAUUCGAAACUACAUCACUUACGCCACUUCACUUCUUCAGGAAAAGCAGGCUAAAGAGAUUGUCUUGAAGGCAAUGGGACAAGCAAUCAGCAAGACAGUUGCCAUUUCAGAGAUUCUGAAGAAGAGGAUUGCCCAUUUGCACCAAGAUACUGCCAUCAGCUCAGUUAGCAUAACAGAUGUGUGGGAGCCCAUUGAAGAGGGUCUUGUACCUGUGGAAAUGACUCGACAUGUCUCUAUGAUCUCAAUCACCUUAUCAACCAGAGAAUUAGACACAAAUUCCCCUGGCUAUCAAUCUCCAUCUAAUGUGGAACAACCAAAGCCACACUCUAAUCAUCAGCAGCAACCUAUGAAACCAGCACAAGAUUCUUAUAAUGCUGUAAAUGAAGAUUCGUAUGGCCGAGGUCGUGGUCGAGGUAGGGGAAGAGGAAGAGGAAGGAAUUGGGGAAGGGGUGGUUAUGGAAAUUAUCAAGGUGGUUAUGGAAAUUAUCAAGGCGGUUAUGACUAUUACCAAGGUGGAUAUGCAAAUUAUCAAGAUAAUGGUGGGUAUUCUAAUCGUGGCCGAGGUGGAGGUCGAGGCAGAGGUUGGGGGUAUCGUGGUACUGGUUAUGGUGGCGGAAGAGGCGGAGGUUAUGAAGGCGGAAGAGGCGGAGGUUAUGACGGUGGCAGGGGCGGAGGUUAUGACGGCGGCAGGGGCGGAGGUUAUGACGGCGGCAGGGGCGGAGGAUAUGAAGGCGGCAGGGGCGGAGGAUAUGAAGGCGGCAGGGGGGGAGGUUAUGACAGCGGCAGGGGCGGAGGAUAUGAAGGCGGCAGGGGCGGAGGAUAUGAAGGCGGCAGGGGUGGAGGAUAUGAAGGCGGCAGGGGAGGAGGUUAUGUAGGCGGCAGAGGGGGAGGAAUGGGUUAUGUAGGAGGCAGAGGUGGAGGUAUGGGUUAUGAAGGAGGCAGAGGUGGAGGUAUGGGUUAUGAAAGAGGCAGAGGUGGAGGCAGGGGAUAUGGCCGUGGUAGGGGAAGAAUUGGCGGCCGUGGUCGGAGUGGCGACAACCAAGCAUAA
This is a messenger RNA of Lathyrus sativus (Indian pea), 1131 nucleotides long. The record is from the annotation of a GenBank genome assembly. NCBI's taxonomy places the organism in Eukaryota, Viridiplantae, Streptophyta, Magnoliopsida, Fabales, Fabaceae.